UCUACAGAUUCUUUAGAAACAACGUGUUUAAUCCGUUCAAAGUAUGCGUGACCCAUAAUUGGAUUGAGAGUGGGGAAUGUCUCAUAAAAUCCUCCACUGAAGCUACUGUUUACAGUACCAGCUCAGAACUUGACAACGUCACCUAACAAUGAAGACCCUAUUUUUUUUAACAUUCCUACUGGGGUGUUUUAUCCUGGCUAGGCCACACACAUAUCACAUGGGGGCUUGCCCCAUCGUGCCACCCAUGUCGGGAUUUCAAAUGAACAAAUUUUUAGGUGUGUGGUACGUAAUCCAGAAAACAUCGACUGCUAGCAAUUGCAUCACUUACAACUAUACUCGUGGAGAAGAACCGGGCGAAUACGUCAUAACGCAGGAUUCUAAUCACCCAAUAUUAGGUCUUACGCCAUUGAAGCACGAGUAUCAUUACACCGGUGAAUUGAGCGUUCCGGAACCGAGUACGCCGGCACGAAUGAUAGUUCGUUUUCCUCUUAGUGUAGCCGGAAGUGCGUCUCACGUAGUAUUCGCUACAGAUUACGUGAACUAUGCUGGUAUUUUUACAUGCCAGAAGCUGACGUUCGCUCAUCGUCAAAGUGCGACGAUCCUCUCCAGGCACCGAGAACUAGACAAGAGCUACGUGGACGACAUGCGCCAAUUUUUGGCCCAGUCCGGUGUGGAUCCUUUUGACUUGAGCAUCAUCUCUCAAUCUGGAUGUCCUCACGGCAACAAUAGUCUGGACAUCAACGUGGAUCCGAAUACUUUUACAGCUGAGAACCUUGGAAACGUGGUUCGUAAAGCUGGAGAAAAAAUCGGCGAUGGUGUCCAAUGGGUGGCCAGUGCAGGAAGCAAAGUAUACCAUAAAUUGUCCGGAAGUGAAGAGAAAAGUACUAGCAAACCUGAGGCGAACACCAGAGCAGCUAUUACGAGGAAUUACGAAACGAACGAAGUCGAAUGGAUUCCUUAGAUUCUAGAUUUAAGUUCAUUCCAAAUGCAUAAAUCUCGAUGAGGAUCAAUGCUUUUCCUCCUUCUUUCUAUACUCGUCCUUUUACUGUAGGGAUAUUCCUAUGUUUUGCUUUAACUUUGUCUGCUGAAAUUGUAUGAGAGAAUAAUCGAUCACAACAGCGUACGCUAUAAUUAGAAAUAGACGCGAGUCGAGAACGAAAGACAAUGUAACGAACAAAAUGAUAUUUUUAUUUUUUUAACGUGAUUGAAAUAAAAUGAAGUCCUAACGCGAAUAAAUAAAGUUUUCACAUAUGUAUUCCAUAAAAAGCUACUAUAUUUAAUAUAUAAUUAACUAUAUACUUUAAGAAAUAUUUUUAUAGUUUAAAUCUUCCAUACUUUGGCUUGAUGUUUCGAUUUUAAGCACACGUUAUAUUCAUGCUUCAUCUUUUUUAAUCAUUCUGAUAAAAAUAUGAUUUUUCAUAAACAUCCACAGUUUAGUUAUGUGGCGCGAGAAAAAGUAUGAAGAUCUAGAACUACUCUUUGUAUACAUAAAGAUAUAAAAAUAUAUAAUAAAGACACAAAAUAUAAAAAU
Molecule: messenger RNA, 1531 nt
Organism: Bombus terrestris (buff-tailed bumblebee)
Lineage: Eukaryota; Metazoa; Arthropoda; Insecta; Hymenoptera; Apidae
Product: apolipoprotein D
Exons: 5
Coding region: 149-961 (270 amino acids)
Biological process (GO): tissue regeneration; brain development; lipid transport
Molecular function (GO): lipid binding
Source: RefSeq, a predicted model, not a curated record